AGUCAAGAAACAAAAGAUAUCAAUGACUGGCUUCCCAUCACAAAAUCAAGGAACGCAAACUGGUGGUACUCUGCUUUCCACAAUGUCACUGCCAUGGUUGGUGCUGGUGUGCUUGGCCUCCCCUAUGCCAUGUCUCAACUUGGAUGGGGCCCUGGAGUUGCUGUGCUGGUUCUUUCAUGGAUUAUUACUCUGUACACCUUAUGGCAGAUGGUAGAGAUGCAUGAAAUUGUGCCUGGGAAGAGGUUUGAUAGGUACCAUGAGUUGGGGCAGCAUGCCUUUGGAGAAAAGCUUGGGCUUUGGGUUGUGGUGCCCCAACAAUUAAUGGUUGAAUGUGGAGUGUGCAUAGUUUAUAUGAUUACAGGUGGCAAUUCCAUCAAGAAGAUUCAUGAUACUCUGUGCCCUAAUUGCAAAUCUAUCAAAACCACCUACUUCAUCAUGAUCUUUGCCUCUGUCCACUUUGUUCUCUCUCACCUCCCUAGCUUCAAUUCCAUAGCUGGUGUUUCUCUUGCUGCUGCUGUUAUGUCCUUGAGCUACUCUACCAUUGCUUGGACAGCUUCUGUGCACAAAGGGGUUGAUCCAGAAGUGCAGUAUGGUCCCAAGGCUUCAAGCACUGCAGGAAAUGUGUUCAACUUCUUUAGUGCUUUGGGAAAUGUAGCUUUUGCUUUUGCUGGGCACAACGUGGUUUUGGAGAUUCAAGCAACAAUUCCUUCUACACCAGAAAAGCCUUCCAAAAAACCCAUGUGGAAGGGUGUGUUUAUUGCUUAUGUUGUGGUCGCAUUGUGCUAUUUCCCUGUUGCUAUGAUCGGUUACUGGGUGUUUGGAAACAACGUCGAAGAUAACAUCCUCAUAUCGUUGCAGAAGCCUCGUUGGCUUAUAGCUCUUGCUAAUUUCUUUGUUGUUAUACAUGUCAUUGGAAGUUAUCAGGUCUUUGCAAUGCCAGUGUUUGACAUGCUGGAAUCAUUUCUAGUAACAGUGAUGAAAUUCAAGCCAUCUAUGUCACUUCGCUUCCUAACACGAACAGCAUUUGUUGCAUUCACCUUGUUCAUCGGAAUCACAUUCCCUUUCUUUGGUGGGCUUCUCAGUUUCUUUGGAGGAUUUGCUUUUGCUCCCACAACAUACUUUCUCCCUUGCGUCAUGUGGCUUGUCAUGUACAAACCAAAGAAAUUUGGCCUUUCUUGGUGGGCUAAUUGGCUCUGCAUCAUAGUUGGAGUGUUAUUGAUGGUUUUAUCUCCAAUCGGCGCAUUGAAGAACAUCAUACUUCAAGCCAAGGAUUUCAAAUUCUACUCUUGAUUCUUGACAAGUUGCAAGAAGGGAGAAUCCAAGUUCAAAUUUACAUAACAGAUUUUGUAAUUAGUUUAUCACUGAUGUGAUGAGAUAGGUUACAGCCAUGGCUGAUGGGUUAGCUAUUAUCCUUCUAGUUGUUUUUAGGGUUUAGGGUUAGCAAUUAUCUCUCUGCAUAUCCUUUUACUUGUUUUCAAUAAUAGGACCUGCUUUGUUUAUUCAGUAGAUGAUGUUCAUAGCUUGCUUGUUUGCUGGAUAUGCAGAGAGAGAGAGAGAGAGAGAGAGAGACUCAAUCUAAAUUAUCAGUCUAUCUUUCAAUUAUUGGUUUUCAAUCAGUUACUAGAUUUUCCAAAUAUCAAAUGCAUGAUCUAA
Molecule: messenger RNA, 1653 nt
Organism: Prunus persica (peach)
Lineage: Eukaryota; Viridiplantae; Streptophyta; Magnoliopsida; Rosales; Rosaceae
Product: lysine histidine transporter 1
Exons: 7
Coding region: 94-1290 (398 amino acids)
Cellular component (GO): plasma membrane
Source: RefSeq, a predicted model, not a curated record